AUGCAUGAUUUUGUCUCAAAGCAGAUUGCAAGAAAGCAACUCAUAGACUUCCUCCGCGAAAACUUCAUGGUAUCGGCCGGAAAUCAGCACCGAAUUUUUUUCUUGGAAAUUCCGAAAUUUCCAGGAUUUGUACUCAUGACUGCAAUAGCCACGUCAAUCUUUUUCUUCCUUUGUAUCAGCACUCUCAGCGAUACCACUUUUGGCGCAUUCCAAAUAAACAGAUAUUCAUUACCGUUCUCUGCACCAACCGUUGCAAAGACUGCAGCUGUUCAAGCGCCCAUUGCUGGUAAAUCACCGCUUUUUGUCUCAAACCAUGACGAUGCUCCGGGUCGACGAGAGUUCGUCGUCCUCUUCGAUGACAAAGGUCACAGAAGAAACGACUCACUGGCUGGCCGAUCGUUCCGAACUUAUGUGAAGCCGAAACUUCGUGAUUGGUUGAAGAUAGGAUGGCACUGGCACUAG
Molecule: messenger RNA, 462 nt
Organism: Anisakis simplex (herring worm)
Lineage: Eukaryota; Metazoa; Nematoda; Chromadorea; Rhabditida; Anisakidae
Source: the annotation of a GenBank genome assembly